AUGAGCGAUCGGGGCCCGGGCAGCCGGCAGCGGACGCGCCCCCCGAGCCCACCGGCCCGCGCCCCGCGCGGCCCACGGCCCCGCGGCCCCGGUCCCGGCCGCACGGCCCGCGUCCCCCGAGCCCGCGCCCGAGCCCUGCGGGCCAUGCCCGGCCGGCCCUGAGCGCGGGCCGGGGGGCGUCCCCUUGCGCCCGGGCCCCGCGCUGGCGCCCCCCGGGCCGCCGCCCGGUGCGGGGGCCAUGGCGUUCACCUUCGCCGCGUUCUGCUACAUGCUCACCCUGGUGCUGUGCGCCUCCCUCAUCUUCUUUGUCAUCUGGCACAUCAUAGCCUUUGACGAGCUGCGGACGGACUUCAAGAACCCCAUUGACCAGGGGAACCCAGCGCGGGCACGCGAGCGUUUGAAAAACAUCGAACGCAUCUGCUGCCUCCUGAGGAAGCUGGUGGUCCCAGAAUACUCUAUCCACGGCCUCUUCUGUCUGAUGUUUCUGUGUGCAGCAGAGUGGGUGACCCUGGGCCUCAACAUCCCCCUCCUCUUCUACCACCUCUGGAGGUACUUCCACCGCCCUGCGGAUGGCUCUGAGGUCAUGUAUGAUGCGGUCUCCAUCAUGAAUGCUGACAUCCUCAACUACUGCCAGAAGGAGUCCUGGUGCAAACUCGCCUUCUACCUGCUCUCCUUCUUCUAUUACCUGUACAGUAUGGUUUAUACGUUGGUGAGUUUCUAAGGGGGAAGCCGGCCAGGGAGCGAGCCCAGAACGGACCGGACGCCUGUGCACCCCCAGCCCUGGCCCUCGGCCGCAGAGGCCUCAGCCCUGGGGAGGGAGGGGGCACUGGUGCCCCCAGCCUCCUCUCCACCCCCCAAACUGCUGCUGCGGGGACCGCCCGCCUUCAGAGCCCCCUCCCCUUGGACCAGGGCUGGGCAGAGCUCUAAAUAGGGGCAGGGGCUCCUCUGCCGGCCUGUGGGCAUGGCAGUCAGUCCUGGAAGGGGUGGGACCUCUGGCCUUGUCCACUUCAGGGGGAACCUGGGCCCUGCCAAGGGGCAGAGCUUGACCCUGGAAAUUCUGGGCCACCCCUCUCUACCCCCACCUUGAGGCUCCCCCUGCAGGUGGGUGGUACCUGCACCUGGAAUGAGCAGGCUCAGCAGGGGGGCAGCCCCACCCCUAGUCUGCCCUCUCCCCUUCCCCAGGCUCCUUCUCCAGACCCCUUCCUGUCCCCACGUGCCCCAGCCCCAGCCUAUUCUGUCUCUUGGACCUAUUUUCUAUGUCGCCUGGAGGAGUCCGGCACCCCCUCCCCGGCCAUUUGUGACAAAACAUGAAUAAACGACUGCAAACACGUGGGCCCCAGUUGUGCUCCUGAAAGGCUUG
Molecule: messenger RNA, 1360 nt
Organism: Diceros bicornis minor
Lineage: Eukaryota; Metazoa; Chordata; Mammalia; Perissodactyla; Rhinocerotidae
Gene: CNIH2
Product: cornichon family AMPA receptor auxiliary protein 2
Exons: 6
Coding region: 239-721 (160 amino acids)
Biological process (GO): regulation of AMPA receptor activity; vesicle-mediated transport
Cellular component (GO): synapse; dendrite
Source: RefSeq, a predicted model, not a curated record